UUUUAUUUAGUUUCUGAUCGGCACGCGGUCGGCGCGGACGUCGGCGCGCCCUCUAUCUGUCAUUGGACAGAAACUCGCAAAACAUUCGCCAAUGUGUUUCAAUACAACAGUACAAAAUUCAUGAGACAAAAUGUUUAGGUCACAGUGUUUACUCGCGUUGUUUGCACUUUCCAUCGGCUAUGUUAAUUCCUGGGAUAUCGCGCUAACCACAGGGGACCAAAUAGAAUUCUACAGUGAUGGAAAAACAACUGACGAUAAAGGUGUUAAGUCUGCAGGACUCACCGCUCUAGCAUAUGAUGCAGUCCACAACAUGCUGCUCUUCGUCGACAAACAAAGCGACAAUGCAUCAAUUUUUGGUCAACAUUUAACAACAAACAAACUCCUACCUCUAGUUAGAAGAAAGAUCUACGAAGACAUCCAAGGUCUUGCCUUUGAUCCAAUUUCCAAAAAACUGUUCUGGACAGAUAAAUACGAUAAAAGCAUCUACUGGAAAUCUCUCAAGCCAGGGUCCAAAGACGACGUCUACGGAAAACUUCUGUUCAAAUUUGAUAAUGAAAUACCAAGAGCUAUUGCUGUGGAUAGCUGUAGAGGAUACAUUUACUGGACCAACAUAAACAUCAGCAAGCCGACAAUAGAGAGAGCACGUCUCGACGGUUCAGACAGACAAGUCGUCGUAAACAGCGGCAUAUUCAUGCCAGUGAGCAUAACCAUCGACCAGAAGGCUAGGAAAAUUUACUGGGCUGACGACAAAGAAGGCAUCCACUACUCCAUUGAAAGUGCAGAUCUAGACGGGAAAAACCAAGAGACUGUAGUGCUAGGCACUAAUCAUAGCCCUAAUGCUUUAGCGGUAUCUAAAGACAAUCUUUAUUGGAUUGAUUGGGGCUACUCGAAAGUUUGGAAGCUGCCCAAAACGACAAGAGAAAGCAAAGAUAAGGUGGAGCCAGUACAGUUAUUCUCUUUCGUUGGUACGCCUUUUGGCAUCGUAGCUAAUUACUCUAUAGCUGAUCAGACUGAAGGGAUUGAAGAAUGUCAAGCGUUGCACAGACUUUCGGUGAACCAAUCGGUUAUAAACGAUUCCUUCGACAUCCCUACCGACGCUGGGGUGUUGUGCUUGCAUGGAGUAAAGGUGCCUGGAAAGUCGGAAUGUAAAUGUUCUCGAGGAUACACUGGAGAGCGUUGUGAGAUGUCAGUUUGUCAGAACUAUUGUCUACACGGUGAAUGUUCUGUGACGCCUGAAGGUCAAGCUAAAUGCAGUUGUAAAGAAGGCUUCGCUGGUGCCCGUUGCGAGGUCGACAUCUGCAACAACAGAUGUUUAAACAAUGGGCGAUGUGUGGUGAAGGAAUCUAUACCAGUGUGUCAAUGCAUUGAGGACUUCAAGGGAGAACGAUGCGAAAUUGAAAGGGAUAAUAACGUAGUCCCAGUAGCAACUAGCGAUCGGAAGGAAGAAAGUUGCAACUGUUCAAACAACAACACAUCUCCGAAGCUCGCAGCGUCUGAGAACCUUAUCGCAAAUGAUGGAGACUUCGUCGAGACCUGCAACAAUGGAUGGGACCCGCUGCGGGACCCCAUUAUCAUGGUCUUGGGAACCUUAAGCGGGCUUCUGUGUGUGGCCUGUGCUUUCCUCAUCACCAAAGUCUUGCAGCUGAAGAAACGGCCGAGGAUCAAGAAACGAAUAAUAGUCCAGAAAAACUCAACGCCGCUCACCGCAAGGCCGGACCAGUGUGAGAUCACCAUUGAAAACUGCUGUAACAUGAACAUAUGCGAAACUGUAAAUAUGCUUCAACGGGACUUCGUCGACAUUUAGGCUGGGGUUACACAAGCCCUGUUUCGAGCCAAGAUCAACUAUUCGACCAAGCCUCCUUGACGCGAAACCCGGUAAAGAAGAGAAGAAGAACCUGAUCAGCAACAUGGAACUCCCGGACGACUACUGAAACACGCCGGCCGACCCCGGAUACAACCGGAACUCCGGAACCGGACGGCCCUAACAUAUCGCUGUUACGUACAAUGCGGCAAUACCCAAAGUUUACAUGUGAUAUUCGAUGUAGGUAAAAUCGACUUCCAUUUUUGAAUUGAAUUGGCUGUCGUAGGACUGUUUAAUCUUUGUCCAUGGCUAGGUUUUUUAAGGUUUGAAAUGAGUUUUCUUUAUAACGUGUACACAUAAAAUGUAACAAUAAAUUCGUGUAAGUAAUUUCAAUAAUAUUAUAAAUUUUCCGUUUUAUACAAUUUCUAGAGUAUUUCAAAGCCCUCCAAGAAGAAUUUUAUCAACUUUAUAAGCUAUGUGCAAAGUUCGGAACUGUUGACACAUUGAUUUUAUUUGAGGGCCAUUGAAGAAAAGUAUAAUACGUCUAAUACAGAAAAAGUAUAAAAUGAAUAUUCUUCAUGUGAUUCUAAAAUAACAUAAUUACUUUACCUAAAUAUACAUUAGGUCGUUGGGCGCCAAUGUAUUUUUGCACCGAAUAACAAAAAUUUAAAAUUAUAUUAAGCACACGUACGUAUUUUGUGUUUACAUGUUCUAAAGAAAUUCGCAUUGGGUGUUUGGAACCAUUUAAAAAUAACGUGUUUUGAUAAGAUUCUCCGUAAUGCUUUAAAUGUUAGCAAUAUUCACACAGUGCCUUGUUAUAAUGCAAAUAAUAUAUAAUAUGCCUAAAUAAAGGUAGGUAUCUAAAAGAUAAUAAAAAACGUGUUAUGUUCAGAAUCACUGCUUUUGACUGCUAUAGAUAGUAAAAAUAUGUGACGUUACAACUCUACAUCUUAUCGAAACACGUUACAUCAGCUGAAACAUUUUAUCAAUCAAUUGGUAUUUUUUAUCAGCUAAAGAGUAGCUACAAAAAGUGCCAAAUUUUAGUUUUAUUUAUUUAAUUGGCUCCAGAAAAUGAAGCAUUUAUAGAUUAAAUUUUAUAUGAAAUGUGUAUGAACCAAAUUGUACGCAAAAGUUCCGUGUUUUGUAAAAAUAUGGGACCCAAGUGAUGAGCGUUACCAUAUGAAAAGUUGAUUAAUUUUAUUUACUUACUUGACUAUGAUGCUGUUUUUCGUUCCUAUAUGCUGCUCGUUCACUUGAACGGAAGAUUUUUUCUUCAUAUUAAUUGCUAUAAAAAUGUGCUCGGGUGACUUUCAAAACACCUGCUUGCCGAACUUCAUGUGACGUCACGAAUCGGGGAGCGCCAUCUUGGCUGCUUACGCAAUACGACAGAAUCAAAUAGAUGCUCGAUUUGCUCCAAUCUGAAUAUCAAGCCAAUAUCACUAGUGUUACCACAAAAACAUCCUAGAAUCGUUUGUCUUUUUGAAAAUACCCAGUUAGAAUACACAUAAGUUGGUAACGUACAUAAGUUCCAACAGGAUAUUUGCAAAAAGCCAAAAGAUUUUUUGCUGUGUCACUAAUGAUGUUCCGUGCUCUGUAACUCACCCGUUCACAAGAUCGGCAACUCAAUGCCGGACGUACGAAAAAUGCGGAUUUACGAGUUGCUUUGAGCCACGUCCGGCAUUGAGUUGCCGAUUGAGUUCCUGAGUGUCCGCACACUCAGGACGGUCCCCCCGCUCAGAUUCCGCUCAACUGGACGCGCAAUUUUAAUUUGACUUUUCUUAAUCCUGCCAAUCUAUUGUUUUAUUUUCAUUUCUAUUGUGUAUUUUUGUCUUAGUUUAUGUCUCGUUCAGUUGUGUUUUUCCGUGAAAUCCUACGUAAUCCUUGUUGACUAAUUCUAAAUGUUUUACGAGUAAAAAAUUGAAAUUAUUUUUUUGGGUACUGAAAUUGAUAAUUUAGUACAUUAAUUUACUAACAAAUCGACAUCUUUUCACUGCCUAAUUACAUUUAAUAUCUAAUAUGGAAAUAUAUAUAAUAUAUCUUAUGCAUAUAACUAGCGAAAAUGCGAACUUGAUAAACGAUUUCAGUACCUAAAGAAAAUAAGAUGCUAGAUGUACGAACUAAUGAAUACUCUAUCGUCAUAAAAUAAAGAAUAUUUUGAGUACAUUUUAUGUAAACACAAUUUGUACUACUCAAUGUACUUACGUGAUAAUAAGAGUAUUCAAAAGUUCAUUAAAUUCUCAGUGCAGAAUGAAAGGUUGUAUACUUAAUUAUUAUUUUCAAAGGUGCCUCUACUUUGGAUUAGUUUAAGAUUUCGAAACAAUUUGAAAAACUAGUUUAAGUUUUACGUUCCUAUAUUUAAAUAUUAAAUAUUUAUUUAAAAUAAUAACAAUAAACUUGUAGCCGAUUUGAGGCACAAAUGCUUAUGUAGAAUCUCACUUAAUAAAAGUACUUAUUCAAAAUUUUAUUAUCCUAUUGUGGGGAACUUGAUUAAUGAUUAUUAUAAAUUAAGUAUUAGCUCAUUAUUAUGUUUUAAAAAAGACCCCCAAAUAUUUAAUCAUAAUUUACACGAGUGAGCAUUCCGUCUUAUUAUAGAUUUGUGAAAAUAUAAAAGGGAAAAUAUAACCCUCUCGCUCGCUCUCUUAAGUUGUCCUAAAAGUGCAAGUGAGAAGCAUAGAUUCAUCCUUAUAACGGUUGUAAAAUUGUCAAGAAUAAAACAAACAGACUGUUUAUUUUUAUCUUGAGGAGGCACUAAAAUUACACCAAAUUUAAAUUCAUUUAUUUGGUUUUACAUCUGGGGCCAUUUUUAAAUUGUGAGUUGCAAUUUUACAAAGUUUUAUGUUAUUGUAAAAAUCAUAACCGAAGUCCGCUAUUAGUUUUCUUAACGUCAUAGUAACAUGGUUUAAUUUUCCUUACCUGGCUACAGUUUACUAUGAGUCCGCGGCUGUCAUAAUGGGCUCCUCCCGUGAUUUCAACAAUAAUUGGCAACAUUGGUUAUACCAUAGACAAAAAAAUCACAGAUAAUAAAAUCGUAUCGCCAUAAUUCCGUCACAAACAUGUCUAGGGACUAACAAAGAUAUAUUUUCAUAUAAGUCCCUUAUCACGGAGGUACUAGAACUUUGUCUUAGUGUCUAUGGAAAAGUCUAUAAACAAUGUUGCCAAUAAACCUGUGAAAUUGACACUCGUAAUUUUUUGUGGUACUCGGCGGUACUUAGACAUGUAGUUAUAGGGAGUUAGUGUAUAAUUUUCUAGUUUUCUAGCUUAGUUCGUGGAUUAAUAAUAUCCACAUCAGAAAUGUGAUAUUAUUGAGUCUUUGUAUAAGCCUCCAUUAGGGAAAUUAAGUUUAAUAAUAAAAAUGCUUUGCAAAAA
Molecule: messenger RNA, 5167 nt
Organism: Pectinophora gossypiella (pink bollworm)
Lineage: Eukaryota; Metazoa; Arthropoda; Insecta; Lepidoptera; Gelechiidae
Gene: cue
Product: protein cueball
Exons: 8
Coding region: 131-1804 (557 amino acids)
Source: RefSeq, a predicted model, not a curated record